Messenger RNA from Parastagonospora nodorum SN15, 2364 nucleotides. RefSeq lists its product as hypothetical. Gene Ontology annotation, molecular function: polygalacturonase activity. The record is from RefSeq and is a predicted model, not a curated record. Bases 1 to 2364 code for a protein of 787 amino acids. The transcript has 6 exons. Lineage: Eukaryota; Fungi; Ascomycota; Dothideomycetes; Pleosporales; Phaeosphaeriaceae.
AUGCUUGCUCACUUGAAAUUGCAGCAACUAAUAUAUGAGGGUGACUUCACAAGUGCCUCUGUGGUUCGCGAUGUCUCCGUCAAUGCCUCCAGCUCGCAGCUGCAAUCUAUUGGAGCGGCAGCUACCUUCCCCGAUGGUUACUGGCUUAAUGAUAUGUCUGGAAAAGGCAUUGCCGCAUUCAACGCCAAUCCAAGUGGAUACAAGGUCUUUCGUAACGUGAAAGACUAUGGCGCAAAGGGUAAAGCCAUUUCCGAUGGGAACCGCUGCGGUCCCUGGGUCUGCGAUUCGUCCACUGACACCCCAGCCGUUGUUUACAUCCCAUCUGGCACCUACCUUAUUAACAAACCUAUCAUCUUCUACUAUAUGACGCAGCUCAUUGGCGAUCCACGAACCCGUCCCGUUCUCAAGGCCGCCCCAACUCUCGAUGCUCUUGCUCUCAUCGAUGCCAGCCCAUACAGCAACCAGGAUGGCUCACCUGGGUGGACAUCCACCAAUAUCUUUCUGCGACAAAUCCGAAACAUUGAAAUCGAUGGAACUGCUGUUGCCCCGACCAAAGGUUUCCAAGGUAUUCAUUGGCCAGCUUCUCAAGCGACAACCAUCCAGAAUGUCAAGAUUCGCAUGACGCAAUCUGAUGCUUCUGGACAUGCCGGCAUCUUUGUUGAGAAUGGUUCCGGAGGUCACAUGGCCGACCUCGAAAUUGAGGGUGGUAAGUACGGCUUGAACAUCGGCAACCAGCAGUUCACUUUGCGCAACAUCAAGAUCUCCAAGGCUCAGAUUGGUAUUUCCCAGAUCUGGGAUUGGGGUUGGUUAUACUCUGGUCUCGAUAUCAGCGAUUGCAAGGUUGCAUUCUCCAUGAUCAAUGGCUAUGAUGUUGGUAAACUUCAGAUCGGGUCUGUUGUCAUCAUCGACAGCAAGAUCACGAAUUGCCCGGUCUUCAUGGACACAGUAAGUUUCACUGACAAUUCUCAGACCUGGAAACGCGACACUCUGCCUAUCGGUGCGGGCCAACUGAUCAUGGAGAACAUCCAGCUUAACAAUGUCCCGGUCGCUAUCACAGGUUAUGGUGAGACAAUACUUCCCGGCGGUACCACCACUAUUCAGAGCUGGGGUCAGGGCAACAAGUACUCCCCCAACGGGCCAGAGAAAUUUCAGGGACCUUUCACUGCUGCUGGUCGACCACAAAGCCUUCUUGACAACGGAAAGUACUACUCCAAAUCUAAGCCGCAAUAUGAGAACCUUGGUACUGGUAGCUUCUUGAGCGCUCGCGGUGCUGGUGCCACUGGCAACGGUUACAGCGACGACACACAAGCUAUCCAGAACGCGCUCACUGUGGCCGCCCAGCAAAACAAAGUCCUGUUCUUUGAUUCAGGUGUAUACAAGGUGACCAACACCAUCUACGUUCCACCAGGCUCCAGAAUGGUCGGCGAGACCUUCUCAGCGAUCAUGGCAGCCGGCAGUAUCUUCGGAAACAAAGACAGCCCCGUACCCGUCAUCCAGAUUGGCAAGCCCGGCGAGAGCGGCUCCAUCGAAUGGUCCGACAUGCUCGUCCAGACCCAAGGCGCCACCCCCGGCGCCAAACUUAUCGAAUACAACCUCAACACCGCUCGCGGCUCUGGCAUCUGGGAUGUACACACGCGCAUCGGCGGCUCCAAAGGCACCGCGCUACAAAUCGCCGAAUGCCCCAAAUACUCGGUCAACCAAAACUGCAUGGCCGCACAUACAAACGUGCACAUCACCAAAUCCUCCUCGGGCGCGUACUUUGAGAACAACUGGUUCUGGACGGCUGACCACGACCUCGACGACCGGACCAGCACACAGAUCUCCGUCUUCACGGGCCGCGGCAUGCAUGUUGAGGGCCAGAAUGUGUUUCUCUGGGCCAGCGGUGUUGAGCAUCAUGCGCUGUACCAGUACCAAUUCAACAACGCGCAGAACAUCUUCGCCGGCUUCAUCCAGACCGAGACACCCUACUACAUGCCCUCGCCCGACGCGAAGAACCAGCCCUACGGUCGCUCCGACGCCUUCGCCGACCCGGACUACAACGCCGCGUGCCCGCCCGGCGGCAUCUGCGACGCGUACGGGCUGCGCGUGCUCAACGCGAAGAACGUGAUGAUCUACGGCGGCGGCUUGUACUCGUUCUUCAAGAACUACGACGUUUCGUGUAGUUCGCCCGACGCGCCCAAUGGGGCGCGCUUGUGCCAGAAUCAGAUCUUCAGCAUCGAGGGCGACUCGAGCGUGCAGUGGUUUGGGCUGAAUCAGGUGGGCGCGGAGCAGAUGGUUACGAUUGAUCGGCAGGACAAGGCGAAGUGGUCGGAUAACCUGAGUGUGUAUCCGAACACGAUUGGGUGGUUUACGUACAGCAAGUAG